Molecule: messenger RNA, 1038 nt
Organism: Lasiodiplodia theobromae
Lineage: Eukaryota; Fungi; Ascomycota; Dothideomycetes; Botryosphaeriales; Botryosphaeriaceae
Product: Acyl-CoA thioesterase
Exons: 3
Coding region: 1-1038 (345 amino acids)
Biological process (GO): acyl-CoA metabolic process; fatty acid catabolic process
Cellular component (GO): peroxisomal matrix
Molecular function (GO): fatty acyl-CoA hydrolase activity
Source: RefSeq, a predicted model, not a curated record
AUGCAGGACGACGACUCGAUCAACGGCAACCGCUACCUCGCAUUCACCGAGCUGAUCCGGCUGGACGAGGCAGCAGCCACCACGACGUCGGACGGGACGUUCAAAUCCGCGGCUAAAGCGUUCGCGCCGGGUGGAGGCACGUCGGCGUACGGCGGGCACGUGUUCGCGCAGGCGGCAUGGGCGGCGGCGCAGACGGUCAAAGAGGGUUUCGUGCUCCAUAAUGUCACCGGAUACUUCACCUUGCCGGGCAACACGGCCUUUCCGUUCAUCUACACGGUGAGAGUCAUCCGGGACGGCGGGCGGUAUUGCACGCGCACGGUCGAGGUCGUGCAGGAGCACAACAAGACAGGCGUCUGCUUCACGUGCACAUGUUCGUUCAAAAAAGAGGAGGCCGGGGCGGUAGAUUGCCAGGACCAGCUGGAUCUGUGGGAGGAGUACAAGGUAGCCCUGGGCAACCGACGACCGGACGACUGGCCUGAGGCGCCCGGGGUUGAUUCACCAUGGUACUGGGAAGCUUCGGCGCAGGAUGGCAACCGAACGGAUCCGUUCCCGGGACUGUCCUUGCGGAAGGUCGACAUGGAGGCGUACAACGCGCCUCGAAAGCCCCUGGACCGCCGCCAAUUGCAGUUCUACUCGACCAUCGGAAGCAUGCCCCCCGUCUCCCAGGCCGCGAACUUGCAUGCGUGCGCGCACCUGUACGCGAGCGAUCGAAAUGGGUUGUUCGUCAUCCCGAACCAUCUCGGGUGGGGGAACGACUACUCGGCCAUGGCAUCCUUGAGCCACUCGGUAGUGUUUCACGUCGGGUCCAAGGAUCUAGCCAUGGCGGAGCUAGAUGAGAAGGAUGCGAGGGAGUGGUACUGCCAGGAGUCGUGGAUGAGCAGGGUGUCCGGGGGAAGAGGCAUGAUCGAGAGCAGGAUAUGGAAUGGGACCGGCGUCCACAUUGCUAGCACGUAUCAAGAAGGGCUGGUGAGGCUUAACAACAGUGGGCCGAAGCUGCAAGACAAGUUCGGGGCUGGAGCUGUUAGAGAAAAGCUGUAG